Haliotis rubra (blacklip abalone) is the source of this 3262-nucleotide messenger RNA. RefSeq names its product meiotic recombination protein SPO11-like. The record is from RefSeq and is a predicted model, not a curated record. Bases 266 to 1465 code for a protein of 399 amino acids. Gene Ontology annotation, biological process: reciprocal meiotic recombination; meiotic DNA double-strand break processing; meiotic DNA double-strand break formation. Gene Ontology annotation, cellular component: nuclear chromosome. The transcript has 13 exons. Lineage: Eukaryota; Metazoa; Mollusca; Gastropoda; Lepetellida; Haliotidae. Gene Ontology annotation, molecular function: DNA topoisomerase type II (double strand cut, ATP-hydrolyzing) activity; DNA binding; ATP binding.
CUCCCCACAUCACUGAUAUCAGUUCUAAACAUGAAAGGAUUGAAUUUCACUGGUACUUAACGAUACACAGUGAUACACACAAUUUAAAGCAACAUCGAUGUUGCCUAGUACACGCCUGUGUUCUUAUUGCCUGAUUUUACAGAUAAUGAAACAUUUAAACAAAUUUUUUAGGCAUAUUGAAAACGUUACAAGUUGGUGUGUGGAACAUGUAAAGAAGGGGGGCUACUCUCACCGGGAAGAUAUUUUGUUGACAAAAUAGCAGACGAUGAAUAAUAGUGCAGACUUUUGGCAUUCUGUUGACUUUCUAAGUCGUCAGUUGUGUGUGGAGUGGCAGCAAUCAAAAAGAAGAGAAACUCCGAAGGAUGCUCAGUGUGGACAAUCGGGUUUGUUCGUCAGUCAAAGGCAUGACGUUCUAAAGAAGAUUGAAAAGGUUAUCCUUAAAAUGACCCAAUCUAUAUCGGAGGGUGACGCACCAGUCUUCAGCUAUCCAAACAAAUCGUCAUGGGACAGUGUCAGGUUUGAAAACGGCAUCGGUAUUGAACCUGCAAGAGAUCAAAAGUUGUCUCAUGUACGAUUCGACAGUCUCCAAUCGGUAAAGAAGUUUGGUUUAAUGACAAGAAUACUGUCCAUCAUCUAUAACCUCAUUCAGCAGAAUAAAUAUUGUACCAAACGCGAUCUUUACUAUCAAUUUCCGGAGUUGCUGGGGUCGCAGACAACUUUGGACAAUCUCGUUGACAACGUGGCUUGUCUGCUGGAAACACCAAGAUGGGAUCUCCAUGUGCUGGCCACAUGCAAAGGCAGUGUUGCUGGCGACCUGCAGUUUUACAGCGACCAGGGACACUUCGUUGACUGUAGCGUCUCCCAGACAGGAGUCCCAGUUCCAGCUCAUAUGAAGGACAUGCAGAACAUGACAACGGGUGCUAGGUUUGUCCUCAUUGUGGAGAAGGAUGCGACGUUCCAGAGGCUGCUAGGGGACCAGUUUUGUCACAAGUUCCGGCCGUGCAUCAUGGUUACCGGUAAAGGCUUCCCGGACCUGGGGACCAGGCUUCUGUUGAGGGCUCUGUGGGACAGGUUCCAGCUCCCCAUGUUUAUUCUGGUCGAUGCAGACCCUCACGGUAUAGAGAUCAUGUGUGUCUACAAAUUCGGAUCAAAGGCACAAGCGGCAGAAAACAGAUUCCUGGUUGUACCAAACAUGAAGUGGCUCGGGAUUCUACCAACGGACCUGGACGGCAGGCUUAAUAUCCACGAGUCGGUGUUUAUACCCUUCACCAAGAAGGACAUGGACAAAGCGUCGGAGCUGAUAGGAAGACCGUAUGUGCUGGCAAAUCCACCCAUCGCCACACAGGUUCAACACCUACUGCAGCUGGGUUGUAAGGCUGAAAUCCAGUGCCUGGACUCCCUGUCUCUUGUAUAUCUCUGUGAUGUCUACCUGUCAUCGAAACUCAAGUGUGGAGCUUGGCUCUAACUCGGAACCUAUGUGUGAUGUCUAAACUCAAGUGUGAGGACUGGCUCUAAUUCGCUAGACAACAGAAUCUGUGUGUGAUGUAGACAUCAACAAUCCACAUGUCACCUGGCUUAUGCCCAUGUGGUCGGCAACUCCGAUAUCCAGUGUGAUAUGCCUGGUUUUUGAACUGAGACAUCCAACUAACUAUUAAAUGUUGUCUCCUUCUCUGGAGUAUGUCAUGGUUGUCUAGUUUCAGUAGGCUCUGUGGUGAGUUCCUUCCUUCAAUACACUUUGUGAGUGAAGGUUGUUAUGUAGCAAUAUUCGUCUUUUCUGCUGUGGCCAGUAAGUCAGAUUUACACUUGGAAUCAAGGAAACGCACUUUUUACGAACGUAUUCAGAAUGAUAUUGUGAGUUCUCGACCGUAACUCGGUUAGUGACUUGAAUCUCUAGGAUCGGUGUUAAAUGCCAGAUCGCACUCAAAGCAGCCUCUACAAUGAACUAAGCAUAAGUCGACUUAUCCCACUUGAUGCAUGAUAAUAUUAAGUGAUCUGUUACAAGCACAUAACAACAGAUAAGAUAGGGCAGAUUUGGAGUAGGGUACUUGACUCUUGUAGCCUUUCCAUGGGAAUAUAUGCUUGAACACGAUACAAGAGGGUGAACCAGGGCCCGCUAAUACACGGGUACACAGUGAAACGGGGCUCAGACCACAAACACCGUGGCAUUGUAGAAACAAUGUUUAUUGAAUGACAACGUGAAAUCGCUAGUUUAUUGUAUAAUGUCCCAAUCUGUUCCAAAUCAUAUUAUGUAAAUGCAAUAAAAAUCAAUCUCAAUGAGGGAUUGAAACAGUUGGAGGAGCUAUGGCUUCAAAUGCUGCGUCAAAUUAAUUCCUGUAGGGUUACUUCCCUUUGAUUAAGCGUGUGCCAAUCAUUUCUUCUGGGGUGAAGAGUCUUGAUACAAACCUCUUCAUUCCGUAACGAUGAUCGAGGUUGCAGUGGUCGGUAUAAUGGUUUCAAAUAAAUAAAUCUGACACGUAUAUUAAAAGAUUGAUGUACCUGAAAGACCGCCCAUCAAGAUCAUUCUGCAUGAUGAAUAGGUUUUCUCUGUCAAAAUGCAAAAAAACUUCCAUUUUACGAGUUAACGGGGUGUCAUAAUUCAUGUCGACAACAAGAGGCGUUGCACCCGUCAGGCUCAACAUAUUUAUCAUAUAGCAGCACGACAGGUAUAAAUAAAUUACCUUCGCGUUAAAACACCUCUACCUGUCUGUAUUGCAGGACACAGCGUGUAUAGGAUGAGUGUUACAUCACUGUGGUACUCUUUGUAUUUUUGUUACCAACAUUCAAAACCUCACGACAGUGACCAGCUGACUACCGAGUUUCCAGAUGAUGAUGCGGUACUGAGUGAUUCGCUAUCAGAUUAACAUGUGUUAAUAUGUUGUGUACAUUUUACCAUCAACACAAUGCAGAUGUUAAACCUGAGUGACAGUUGUUGUCAAAGUUCAACACACGAUUUGCAUCGGACUUUACAAAAAAUAUGUCCACAUGCUUGAACCAGCAGUAUUGUUGGUACACAAAAGGACUAACAAACAUUGUGACAGUUAGAAUCUGACAACUUCCUGGUACAGCCAAGUCCACCCCUAUACCAUCUCCAUCAAACCAGUGCACAGAUCAUGUCGCUGUUGGGUUUCCAAUGAGCUCCACAUCAUUUGCAAUAAAGAAAUCGUUUGGGUAAUUGAUCACGUUUCAGUGAGGAGAAUUACACCACUGCAUCUGUAGUUGUGUUUAAUUUUAUCUCUUUAAAACAUUCAUUUGUAACAUAUGU